Molecule: messenger RNA, 989 nt
Organism: Neoarius graeffei (lesser salmon catfish)
Lineage: Eukaryota; Metazoa; Chordata; Actinopteri; Siluriformes; Ariidae
Exons: 5
Coding region: 276-881 (201 amino acids)
Source: RefSeq, a predicted model, not a curated record
CUCCAGGGUUUCCUGUCUCACCAUGGACUGCAGAUUGGUAAACUGAUCACCGAUCACCAUCGUCGACUGGCCAAGCAUGUCAGGGAAAACCUACCACACGUCUUGCAUACGUAUGAUGUCUGGCAUAUAGCAAAAGCUGUCCAAAAGAAAGUCCAUGCCCUCGCUAAACAGAAGAACUGUGACGAUCUUCUUGGUUGGGAGAAGAGCAUCAACAACCAUGUGUAUUGGGUUGCAUCUUCAACUCAGGACCAAGAAGAGGAGCUUCGUGGUGCAAAAUGGAAUUCCUUGGGAAACCACAUACAGGGGACACUCAGGACAUACACUCUGGACAUUCAGCCAUCUUCCCAACCUGUCUUCAUGGAGACCUACAGGAAGAAAGAGCCAAGAAUUGGCUCAAGCCAGGCACAAAAGUGGCCGAAAAGUUUGAUGACGUCAUCAAUAAUACAACCUUGGUGAAGGACAUCAAGAAAAUGCCAUCAGGUCACCAGACAUCAUCUCUCGAAUCCUUCCAUAGUGUCAUCAAUCAAUUUGCGCCAAAAAUGAAGUCGUACAGAUAUCAUGGCAUCCUCAGCAGGAUUCAUUUGGCAGCACUACACUACAACGCAAACAGUGACAGAGAGCAGGCAAGGACAAGUAAAGGGGACCUACACUAUAGUAUUCGAAAACCAAAGUACAAGCCAGGAAGUGCUUCAGCUAAGCCAGUCAAAGAACCAUGCAACUACUCCUAUGUUGAGGAACUCAUGGCUGAUGUAUCGGAGCAAGACUUUGACACUUCACCACCAGAGAGGCAGCCAUCACCACCACCUUUGAGCAGCGGCCAUGUGUACCCCCCCAAAGAGGAGAUAAUCCGAUGCCAUCACAGCCGAUUUUCCAAAAAAUGAUUGUAUUGUGCUGUAUGUACACAUCAGAGAAACUUUUGAUGGGCAAAUGUGUGUCAUGUAUGAUCUUGUGCCUUUUUGGGUCUUUGAAAACUUUUUCAGUUCUGUUUC